CGACAGCAACUCCGCAUGCUGGUAUUUCAGCCAUUUCCAAACUCUAUGCCGGUAAUUUUUUUUCAUUUUUCGACCUUUAGUUUCCUGCAAACAUGUUUUCAGGAGUUCGAGCUCGUUUACCAGCUAUUUAUCAGCUCUCAAGGACCUAUGCUUCAGCUGCGGCCAAAAAGAAGUCAAAGAUAGCAAAAUACACCCUAGUUGGCGUCGCCUCUGGAUCCGCCUUAGGUGCAGCUUAUCACUUGAGCAAGGACGAUGAGGUUAUCAACUCUGCAGUAGGCGCGCAUUUGACUGUACCCGAGCAAGCCUUCAAGCCCAAGCUAGGAGGAUACAAGAAUCUACCAGUCGUGUCUCACUUCUUGGAUGAUUCUGUCCAUGAAGAAAACACGAAGCCUAGGUUGGUGGUUAUCGGUAGCGGAUGGGGCGCAGUGUCGGUUCUUGAGCAGUUGGAGAAGGAUGACUAUAACGUCACGUUGAUCAGCGAAAACAACUACUUCCUCUUCACCCCUCUUUUGCCUAGCGCAACGGUUGGUACUCUUGAAAUGAGAUCACUUCUAGAGCCCAUCAGGAAGAUUACGGAUAGAAUGAAGGCCCACUUUUUACAAGUGACUGCCAAAGACGUUGACUUUGACUCCAAGCUCGUAGAAGUCACAGAUCCUGCUACUGGAAAGGACUUUUAUGUCCCAUACGAUAAGCUGGUGAUCGCUGUUGGCGCAACUAGCAUGACGCACGGUGUGGAAGGUCUGGAAAACACUUUCCAGUUAAAGACGAUUCAAGAUGCCAUUAAGAUUCGUCGACAAGUACUGGAGAACUUGGAGGUGGCAGCCUUGCCUACCACACCCCCUGAGGAACGAAAGCGACUUCUCAGCUUCGUUGUUUGCGGAGGUGGGCCGACUGGCGUAGAAUUUGCCGCCGAACUUUUUGACACUCUCAACGAAGAUCUAGUGAGAUGGUUCCCUAAAGUACUUCGAGAAGACGUUAGUGUCACCAUCAUUCAGUCUCGAGAUCAUAUUUUGAAUACCUUUGACACAAGUAUCAGUGACUACGCCGAAAAGAAGUUUGAUCGCGAGAAAAUCAAGAUAGUGACAAACGCAAGAGUGAAAAAAAUAGACGAACACUCAGUGCAUUACACCGUGAAGAAUGCAGGAGAUCCCAGUAACCCUGAAACUCAGCAAUUACCUUACGGAUUUUGUUUGUGGUCUACAGGCAUAUCCAUGACUCCAUUUGCUCGCAAUAUAUCGGAGAAAUUGGAAGCUCAGAAGCAUCAAAGAGCUUUGGUGACCGAUGGUACUUUGAAACUCAAGGGUAUACCGGAUGGAUCAGUGUAUGCAAUAGGAGAUUGUGCAACCAUAGAAAAUCCUAAAAUGCUAUCCCAUAUUAUGGAUAUUUGUGAAGCCGCAGACAAGAACAAAGAUGGUAGCUUGACAUUCGACGAAUUUGUAGAAGCUGGUCAAUACAUGUGUCGACGAUUUCCCCUCGCAACCACCCAUUUAUCCAAGAUGUCAGAUCUUUUUAAAAAAUAUGAUGUGGACAACAGUGGAACUUUGGAAAUCGAUGAACUUAGGGUGCUUCUCACCGAUUUAGACAAGAAGACGACUAAUUUACCCGCAACGGCACAAGUAGCCAACCAACAAGGCAAAUAUCUAGGCAAGUCAAUAUCAAGAAUUGCCAAAGCAAGUAGGCAAGGGGUUAGUGAGGAUCAGGUUGUGCAGCCCUUCGCGUAUCAUCAUCUAGGUUCACUUGCGUAUCUUGGAAACACUGCUGUAGGCGAAUUUAGCUGGGGCUAUAAGAUGGUUGGCGGUUUGUGGGCAUUAUACCUAUGGCGCAGUGUGUACUGGAGUGAGCAAGUCAGUCUGCGUACUCGAUUGAAUCUCAGUAUUGACUGGACGAAAGGUGCAAUUUGGGGCAGAGAUCUAUCAGCCAUAUAAUAUGAAACUUGGAGAUAUUCCCCCAUUAGCUAUAGAAAAUGUUACCCUGAUCCAUAAAAUAAAGAAUUGUGUUGUUGGUAAUCCAUUUCAAAA
Molecule: messenger RNA, 2018 nt
Organism: Umbelopsis ramanniana AG
Lineage: Eukaryota; Fungi; Mucoromycota; Umbelopsidomycetes; Umbelopsidales; Umbelopsidaceae
Exons: 6
Coding region: 93-1925 (610 amino acids)
Molecular function (GO): calcium ion binding; NADH dehydrogenase activity
Source: RefSeq, a predicted model, not a curated record